AGACAGUAUUUGGAAUAGACACAGUAGUAGACAGCAACAGGAUACAGGGCCAGGGGACAAGGCCAGAGCACAGGAGAGCAUGGACACACUCUACCAGCAGCAGCAACAGCAACAACAACAACAGCGCCAGCUCCAGUCCUACUACGCACACGCCCAGUUCGACCAAGUCCCUCUCUUCGACUCCACAGAGACACAGGCCUUUGAAAAGUUCCUUGAUGAACUCGUCGUCGAUAACCAGUUCAUCUUCAAUCCACGCAUCCCAACCGGACUCGAUGCAACUCUUCACCUCGCCUCACAUAAACGCGAAGAGGCAGACUUUGAGCGCAUGCGACGCGCACCCCUCGCUUUCAAUACAGACCCUUCCUUCGCAUCCGAUGGGUAUCGCGGGACACACAAGUUUGUGCCGGUUGGAUACGGCCAUACGCACCCGGCUUUUACUGCUCAGAAAUCACCACGUUCGUCUGAUGUAUCGCGCUCAACCUCCAGGUCACACUCCGUCGUUCGGAUGAAUGAGACGGUCUUGCAAGCAACGCCUCUGCAUGAGCAUGUGAAAGUGGAAGGAUCAGAGUAUCCAGGUGGCGUCGCAGGGACCCGUCCGGGUGUGACAUCGCUGCCGCCAGUCAGUCUCUUGGCGCACAACGAGGGUUGGCCAGUUCAACAGUCUCCCGCUCAGCUGGAUGAGCAUCGCGUCGGUCAUCGCAAGUCUCUGUCUAUGCCAGUGAAGCGCGCGACAGCAGACACAGAUGGGCCACCCCUGACACCAAGCACAACGAGCGUCGUCGCUGUGGCAAAACGACCACGCAGCACAAGCCAAAGCACAGCAAAACGUGUGGCUCCUGCAACGUCCGAUAGCGAACAAGUGGGUUCAGCUUCGAAAAAGACCCUGACUGCUGCACAGAAACGGCAAAACCACAUCACCUCUGAGCAAAAACGUCGUAAUCUCAUCAAAGAAGGCUUUGAAACGCUCUCUCAACAACUGCCUACCCUCAAGGGCCAUGGAGAGAGUAAACAUUACAUCUUGACGGAAGCGAUCGCGCAUAUCAAGCGUCUACAAGCAAGACGCGAUCAGUUGAGAGUGUGUCUGCAAGAAUUGGACACGAUGCAGUAAUGGAGAUGACAGACCGUACAUUUGAGACCAGCAUUAUUUAGCGUCCGGCGAUAUCUUUCGUAGCCAAUUUUCCUUGAUACUUGCAUUAC
Messenger RNA from Protomyces lactucae-debilis, 1197 nucleotides. RefSeq lists its product as uncharacterized. The record is from RefSeq and is a predicted model, not a curated record. Lineage: Eukaryota; Fungi; Ascomycota; Taphrinomycetes; Taphrinales; Protomycetaceae. Gene Ontology annotation, biological process: regulation of transcription by RNA polymerase II. Gene Ontology annotation, molecular function: RNA polymerase II cis-regulatory region sequence-specific DNA binding; protein dimerization activity; DNA-binding transcription factor activity, RNA polymerase II-specific. The transcript has a single exon. The coding region runs from base 80 to 1108 and encodes 342 amino acids.